AUGGCAGAACCCGUUCACAUCGAACACGGCCACGCCAAAUGGCUCGCAAACAUACGAGAAGCAUUUGAUAGAGACAUAGGCCAAUAUCGAGUUUUUAGAGAAGAAUACCAAUUUUGGUGUGAAAAUGAGGAGACUGAACCACGAGAUGUGGGCAUGAUGAACUACACCUACGAAGCAAAAAUUGAUGUCCAACCAGUGCAAUCAGAGACCGUUAAAGAGAAAUCAAAAUCUAAAAUUGAAACAAAUACAAAAAUGAUUUUAGGAACUUUACCAUCUAAUAAUAUGGCAGGUUUAUCACAGUACUUCCAUGAUAUCAUGAUUCAUAAAAACGUUCAUAUGCCAGUUUCGAUUUUCGAUCCAACUUGGAUCAUACAAGACUCUUUAUUCAUGAAGAAUCGAUCAUUGAAAACAAGUUGUUCAACGAAUGUUAUUUCCUAUGUUGGAUUGCCCUAUUUAAAUGAAUACAGAUUGACACCAAUGCAAUGGUCAACCCGUUAUGAUUUAAUGGUUAAAUAUCAGGAAGAAAAAUAUGAUAUAUUAGAAGCUCAGAAGGACUCACCGAUUGCGCCGAGAUUAAAAGUUCACAAAGAGAAUGUUUUAGCAAUUCAGGCCAAGUGUUACGGGAAAUGGACUCCGGCUAUGCGCUAUGACAUUGCUCAUCGACGUAAUGUUUGGGAGAACAGACUACCAGACGGAUCGAUGGCAGAUGUAGGAAUGCUGAAUGAGGAAUUAGCGGAUAGGGCAAAAGAAGAUGCCAAACAUUUUAACGACUAUAAAUACAUCGAUAAUCCAUAUGCCUUCGGGAACGUUAUGCAGCAUAUUAGUCCGAUCAAUGGUGAAACUUACCCUGAAAACGCGUCUUGGGAUUCCUCAAAUGCUUUAAUCGAUACACAAGCUGAGAUGCUAACUGGCAGAAGUUUGUCGUCAGUAACUAAUAGACCUAUUACACAACCUCUAAUGAGGACAGCAACAUCAGGAAAAGUGGCGGGAAAUGGUUUUAAAGGCAGAUUCUACAACCCGGUUUUUGAUCGCACGAGCCCUCUUUUCAAUCCUAGUGCAUCCCACCCAGCCCCGUACUACAACCCUGCACACUACCCUCAUCCCAAUCCAUCGAACUAUUAUACUGAAAGUUACCAAAACCCGAGAGGAGGUCGUGGAGGUGGAAGAGGUAGUACUCAAAGAGGUGGUAGAGGAUUUACUGCAAGUCGGGGAAGUGGUACUCGUCCUGCAAUCGGCCCGGGAAGUUAUGACAAAUCUUUUGCAGUGAGAGGUGGAGAAAAAGCGGGAGGAAGCGCACCAUCAGGAUCUACGUGA
Melampsora larici-populina 98AG31 is the source of this 1314-nucleotide messenger RNA. RefSeq lists its product as uncharacterized. Bases 1 to 1314 code for a protein of 437 amino acids. The record is from RefSeq and is a predicted model, not a curated record. The transcript has a single exon. Lineage: Eukaryota; Fungi; Basidiomycota; Pucciniomycetes; Pucciniales; Melampsoraceae.